Vanrija pseudolonga is the source of this 2233-nucleotide messenger RNA. It is a transcript of the gene hsk1, whose product is annotated as Cell cycle serine/threonine-protein kinase hsk1. Gene Ontology annotation, biological process: protein phosphorylation; mitotic DNA damage checkpoint signaling. NCBI's taxonomy places the organism in Eukaryota, Fungi, Basidiomycota, Tremellomycetes, Trichosporonales, Trichosporonaceae. The transcript is spliced from 4 exons. Gene Ontology annotation, cellular component: nucleus. The record is from RefSeq and is a predicted model, not a curated record. Bases 1 to 2118 code for a protein of 705 amino acids. Gene Ontology annotation, molecular function: protein serine/threonine kinase activity; ATP binding.
AUGAUGGGGCACGCCGACGUCCUCAUGGGAGACCCAGACGCCGACGCUGCCACCCCAGCAGCCGAGACCAACACUUCGACAAGCGAGACGGGCGAGCGCGACUCGGUUCUCUUCUCAGAACAGGUGCGCGCCGAGAUCGAGGGAAGCCGGGAUUCUCGGUCGCGCUCCCGCUCGACCAUGGCCACGACCACGGGGCCAGAAGGCGACGAGACACAAGAGGGUGACGACGACGGCGGCGACUACUCGGGCAGCAUGUUCUACUACAUUGACGACGAGAAGGUUGGCAUCGCCCCUGGCGCCGUGGAGCCCACGGCUGAAGCCGGCUCGGACAACGCCACGGAAACGCCAGCAGACGACAAUGUCGACAUGGACGACUGGCUAGAGGAGAGCAACGAGCCUGCCGACGCCGAGGCCGACUUUGAGCCAGCCGCACCCAACGAUCCUGCCCCCGACCAGAUGACUCGCGUGCUCGAGCACCACGACCAGAUGUUCCAGGUCGAAGAGGAGAGCGAGGACGACUACGAGGAGCCAUUAAGCUACCACUCGGGCGACUCGGACGAGUACGACAUGGAACACCGCCCAUGGCUGGAGCGCACGUCGAUCAAGCGCGAUAUUCAGGAGCUGUACGCCAUCAAGGGCAUGUGGAACGGCGCAUACGACCAGGCGCGGUACCGCGCCAUUGACCGGCUCGGCGAGGGCACCUUCUCGAGCGUGUACCUCGCCGAAGACUCGCUGCACGACAUGCACAGCAACACGUACUGGACGUGCGAGCCAGACGUCGAGGUUGGCGACAAGGCGUCCAUUACGACCCGCGUCGCGCUCAAGAAGAUUCUCGUGACGUCGUCCCCGGCCCGGGUGGAGAACGAACUGCAUAUCCUCGAGAACCUCCGCGGGUGCCGCAAUGUCUCGCCGCUCAUCAGCGCAUUCCGCGACGAGGACCAGAUUGUCAUUGUGCUGCCCUACCACGCGUGCGACGACUUUCGCUACUUCUACCGGUACAUGGACCCGCCCAAGAUGCGGCAGUACAUGACGUGUUUGAUGCGGUCGCUCAAGGAUAUCCACGCGAGGGGUAUCGUGCACCGCGACGUCAAGCCGGCCAACUUUCUGUUCGACUACGAGAGCGGACACGGCGUGCUGGUCGACUUUGGUCUGGCGGAGCGAUACACGCCGCCACGGCGCCCGACGUGCCAGCACGAGCCGGCGACCCGCGCGUCGCUGCACGGCACGAGAACAAAGACGAACGACACGCCGACCGUCGAGCAGGCCGUGUACGAUGCCAGAAAACGCGCCAAAGCCGGCGAGGGACGGAUAGGCUUCCGGCAGGAGGAUGCCCGGCCGUCGAUCAAGACGAACCGUGCCGGGACACGAGGCUUCCGUGCACCAGAGGUGCUCCUCAAGUGUCCCAACCAGACUGUGGCGAUCGAUGUGUGGUCGGCUGGUGUCAUUCUGCUGUCGCUCCUGUCGCACAAGUUCCCAGUGUUCAACUCGACCGACGACAUAGAGGCGCUGAUGGAGAUUGCUGCGUUGUUUGGGCGCAGCGCGAUGGAGCGGUGUGCGUUGCUGCAUAACCGAACAAUCAUGACCAAUGUCCCGAGCGUCGACGCGGCGCCCGACUCGCUGUCGGCGCUCAUCCUUCGCCUCAACCCCCACCUGUAUACUCCGCACCAGUCCAACCCGACGGCAGAAGAGGCGAUGGAGCACAUCACGGCGAUCGACCAGGCACUUGACCUGUGUUCGCGCCUGCUGCGUCUUGACUCGACGACGCGACUUACCGCCUCGGCGGCUCUGAGACACGCAUUCCUUGCCAACGAGGAAGACUCUGGGCCAGACGAGCUGCUCGAGCCAGGGGACGCCAAGUGCGGCAACUUGCACAGCUACACAUCUGACGGGCAACACCAAGCGCAGUUUGGCGACAUUCUCGAGGAUAUGAGGUUUGGCCAGGGAUUCCCCCCUGUGCGAGGCGCACUUUGCCCAGAACACGAGCACUGGCAGCAGCGCAGCGGGGUGAACCCGCUCGGCGCAGCGUUUGGCGCACGCGUAGAGGAAGAGUACUUCCAGCGUGUCGGAUUCCGUCUUCGUGAGGAGUUUCUUGGCUGGGACAGUGCCGACCGGCACUAGCGGGGUGCGAGGAGGUGCGAGGAGCGGGAUUGUUGAGGAGGCCAUAAGUGCCUGUUACGAGCGGCCGUGACGAGUCUGAGAUGCCUGUUGUUAGAUACGUAGACCUGUACUCAUG